Knipowitschia caucasica is the source of this 750-nucleotide messenger RNA. The record is from the annotation of a GenBank genome assembly. Lineage: Eukaryota; Metazoa; Chordata; Actinopteri; Gobiiformes; Gobiidae.
AUGAGGUGGUGGUGCAGGGCCCUGGCCUUUCUCCCAUGGGUGCUUGUGGCUCUGGACGCGCAGCUCAUCUGCUGGCAGGCGUUGUUGCGGUGCCAUGAAGAGCCUGAGUGUGAGCUCGCCUACAGUCAGUACUUAACAGCGUGUGAUGGAAACCUUCAAGGGACGAGGCAGCAGUGUCCCAGCCACUGCAUCAGCGCCCUCAUCAGACUGAACCACACGCGCAGCGGGCCGGAGCUGGAGAGGUGCGACUGCGCCCAGGACGCAGCGUGUCUCAAAGACAAGAGGGCGAUAGAGCCGUGCCUUCCGCGCAGACACCCAGGUGACGCAGGGGGCAUCGGAUGCAUGGAAGCCCGACAGCGCUGCGAAGAGGACAGCAGCUGCCACACCUCCCUCACGGCCUACUUGUCAUAUUGCGGCCAGCUGUUUAAUGGCAGGAAGUGCUCCUCCAAAUGUAAAGCCACCAUUCAGCAGAUGCUCUUCAUCCCAAACGGCAAACUGCUAAACCGCUGUGUUUGUGAUGGGGUGGAGAGGCCCUUCUGUGAAGUGGUCAAGGAGAACAUGAGCAAGCUCUGCUCUUUAGGAGACCACAGUGUCACAUCAGAGCAGUCUGAGGUUGAGGACCUCUACGAGGACGAGGACUAUGACCAGAGGAGCGACAAAGAGGACGUGUACCUGGACUACUCCUCUGCUGCUCACACCAUGCCCACCUGUGUGAUCCUCCUCUUUCCUUGUUUACUAUGGAUUUAUUAA